AUGAAAUCAAAAAAGCCGAAGGUGACAUUCCAACAGCUGGCUAAAUAUGAAAAAGAAAAGGCCGACAAAGGUUCUAAUCGGCCUAAUUAUUUCAGGCAUACUAAAUCUUUUUCUAGGCGAUAUUUUGAUGAUUACAAGAAUUUGCAAGAAAAUGAGUACACACAAAUGCCAUAUUUUCCAAUGGAGUAUAUGUACCGGGAAUGUCCACCUAAUAUGCCAAUGUCAUAUCCAUCACGUGGGUUUAACUACCAUAAUCCGGACUUCACAGAAAAUGUGCAUCUCCUCCAUCAUGGUUGGCAACCUGCAGGGCAGCUGUUUGGGCAGCAAGUACACAGGAAGAGGAGCUUGUUACAGCAGCAAGGCACUGGACGGUUUUCAGAUCAAGGUUACCGGCCAAGAGACACAAUAUUUGUUCAUGAUGGAGAAGAGAUUCUGGUCAGUGAAUCUUUUAGUUCAUGCAGUGAUAUUGCUAUUAGAAAUCCAGAAAUGAGCAAUCAUAUUCUGGGUGCUAGGAGGACGUCGCCUAGGCAUGAUGCCGAUCACGGAGUAUCUAGUGCUGAUGGGCUGCCCAAGUGGAAUGCUGAUGGGCUGAUUUGA
Miscanthus lutarioriparius is the source of this 597-nucleotide messenger RNA. Lineage: Eukaryota; Viridiplantae; Streptophyta; Magnoliopsida; Poales; Poaceae. The record is from the annotation of a GenBank genome assembly.